CAACCCGUCUCUCUCUCUCUCUCUCUCUCUUUGCCGUUCCCUGUCCCAGUUUGCAGGGAAGGAGGCGGGCUUCUUCGGAAGACAACGCCAGUUGAUCGGCUUCGAUCCCUCCCACGUGGUUGAGCGCUGGGGGGAGACCUUGAGCCUUGCUUCCUGUACGCCCGACCGAAGUGGAGACUGCCUCUCCUCCACUCUCUUGUCGGACAGAGCCCGCGAUGGCAAACAAGUGUUAAACCUUGCUCGUUCCUCCGAAGAAUUCCAAAUUUUUUUUCUCACUGGAAAGAAUGCUGGAUGGUUCCUGGAAGAUAGAUAAAGACCGUUCCUUCUGGCGAGGAAAGUUUCAUGGAAGCGCUGUCACAACCAACAGUUGGGAUACGGAAAUUGUAUUCCUGCUCUGUGUGUGGGAGGAGUUUCAAGAGGAAUUCUCACCUCGUUCGACAUAAGAGGCUCCACACGGGAGAGAAACCCUAUCAAUGCCCCGACUGCGGGAAAAACUUCAGACAGAACACUGAUGUGAAUACACACCGGAGAAUCCACACAGGGGAAACACCCUAUCGGUGUGAACAGUGUGGGAAAAGUUUUCGGUACAGGCCGAGCCUCCUGAAACAUAUGAGAUGCCAUGAUGAUGAGAAUCUCUACGACUGUCUGGAAUGUGGAAAAAGCUUCAGUCUUAGUUUGGUUUCCAAUGCUUGUCAAGAUAGUUGCGUGCUGCGGAAACCGUAUCGAUGCCCUGACUGUGAUAAAAGUGUCCAGGCGAUCUCAAAUCUUGUUGUACACCUAACAGUUCCCAGGGCAAGAGAAUCCUAUGCAUGCCCUGACUGUGGGAAAGGCUUCAGCUGCAGCUUCCAACUUAUUAAACACAGGAGUCUCCAGACCAGAUUUUCGAUUCCUAAUCCGAAUGGUCUUUGCAGUCUGGACCAAAGCCAAGCACCUUUGCCCUCAAAUCCUCAGGAUGCAGAGGAAGUGGAGUGUCUAGGAAGCAUCUGUGAAGCAAGGGAUGACUUUGUGGGAAAAGAGUACGGAGAAGGGGAACCUCAGCAGAAGAUGAUUUUGCCUGCAAGAUCUUCUGGAAAGUUACUGGGAAGAUUUCACGGACUUGACAGCCAAAGCCCAGAAGCCUAUAAGAGUAGGCCAAAGCAUGAAAGGUGGCAGAGGAAGCAACCUGAAAUGGACGAAGAUGAAUCCACUGAUAAGGAGAGAGGCAACUUCCCUGCAUGUGAAAGACUGCUUAACUCAGAGAGGAAGCACCUCUGCUUUGUGUGUGGGAAACAGUUCCGUUACGAGUCCCAGCUGGUCUUGCAUGAACGGAUUCACACAGGAGAGAAACCUUUUGAAUGCGGUGUCUGUCAGAAAAGGUUCCGUGACAAAUCAGACCUGUGCAAACACCAGAAAAUCCACUCCAAAGGCAGGCUCUUUAAAUGCCUCGAGUGUAGCAGAACAUUCAUUCACCAGUUGGCCUUUGUUAGACAUCAGAGGCUUCAUCCAAGAAAUCAAGCCUGUGAAAAUGACCGAGUGUAUGUGGCGGUCCUGCCCUCAUACCAUGUGGAAACAGAAAGGAGUACUGGGGAUGGAGCGCAACCUACUGAGACUCUUAGCUUUAAUUAUAAACAAAAGGAUACCUGCUCUCUCUGGACUGUAGAGCUUGUUGAAGGGACGCAAGUUUAUUUAGCUCCUACAUAACAGCAGGUGACCAAACAGCAGGUGGAAAGCAGGAUGAAGACCUUCGUAAGGAACAUACUUUUUCAGAAUCAGUUUGAGUUCUGAUUGAAAGACUGCAAGAAAUUGUGUUUCAAAAUCCAAGACCCGAAACAUAAGAUACAAGGGAGAUCGCCAAGGCCACAGAAAUUUCCACUGUCGGAUCUUACAGGAGAAGAGAAGGAAAAUUUUUUGGCACUUUCCAGAGAAUGUAUUGAAAUCACGUGCCAGUUUUGAAGCCAUGCAGUCAAGAAACGACAGACACGCUCCAAUUUUGGAAAAGCAAUGCUCACACUUGGAAAAGCAAUGCUCACACUUAGUUGUAAAUCAGACACCAACUUCUGAAGAAACUUAGCCAAAGCACAGAAUCCGAGGAAAUCAUUACGGAGUUGAAAACACUAACCUCCAAACAAUCAUAAUUGUGGCGAACCUCUCUGUUCCUCCGAAGAAAUGCCACAGAACAGAGUCUGUUAUGAUGUUAAUGUUGUAUUUACGUUUUCUCCUGUUUUUAUUCAGUAUGCAAGCCUUACUUUACAACAGAUAGCCUACAUGAGCGGGAAGGGACCCAUAGAUGGUAAAGAAUGCAUGUAUGCCCUAAAAACAGAGUUCUCUUUGCCAACUUCAGUACAUCUGAGAGAGCAAUUGUGGAGAUGUUGUACAAAACUACACUAGAAAGAGCUUCUGUCUUAAAGCUUGAUCCAUGCAGUGUCUACCUCUGAAUGAGCUUGAGACAACCAAGUGGGAUUCAGCCGGUUCGCACUACUCCGGCAGAACCGGCUGUUAAAACGGUGCUUGUAAACAAUCAGUUGUUAAAUUAUUUGAAUCCCACCACUGGAACCGGUUGUUAAAUUAUUUGAAUCCCACCACUGCAAUCAAAGAAUAACUUAGCAGAUCGCUUUAAGAUGGGCAUCUGCCCUUAUGAGCACAAAUAGGAAGAUUUCAUGUACUUAAGAACAUAAUAUGACAUCUGAUGAGCAUCGAUUGAGCCCAGCAUACUUUCCCCACAGUAGGUGGCUGAAGUUCCAAAAGGAUUUGGAUGAAGUUCCCAAGUGAGGCACAGCUGGCAACAGUCUUCCCUUAUUGCUUGUUCCCCAGCUCAUGAUGCUUAAAGGUAUACAUAUUUUGUCUAAUCCCUGUUGCUGCAGACCAGGCAAUCACUGCUUUAAAAAACAUGCAGAAAAUAAGUAGAGAAGAAGAAGAAGAGUUUGGAUUUAUAUCCCCCCUUUCUCUCCUGCAGGAGACUCAAAGGGGUUUACAAUCUUCUUGCCCUUCCCCCCUCACAACAAACA
This is a messenger RNA of Sphaerodactylus townsendi, 2984 nucleotides long. Its product is annotated as zinc finger protein 883-like. Bases 343 to 1680 code for a protein of 445 amino acids. The record is from RefSeq and is a predicted model, not a curated record. Gene Ontology annotation, molecular function: DNA-binding transcription factor activity; RNA polymerase II cis-regulatory region sequence-specific DNA binding. Gene Ontology annotation, biological process: regulation of transcription by RNA polymerase II. The transcript is spliced from 6 exons. NCBI's taxonomy places the organism in Eukaryota, Metazoa, Chordata, Lepidosauria, Squamata, Sphaerodactylidae.